GUGCCAUCCUAUGGUUCAACGUGCCACUUAAGUGUUCCUAUGCACUGUGAAUAAUUUAAAAGCGAUCGGACGUGAAUCAAAUAGAAAUGAAUACGGGGGGUGCGGGGAGAGUGCAGAGACGAAUGGACAGAUGUCAGGGAUGUGUAUUUAACGCUGGAGGAGCUAACUCACUGGGUCAUGUUACGAACUGGAGAAGCCAAGAGCUUUUGACGGAAUUACCGCGCUAACCGAUACCCUGAGCUGCUGACAGACGGCUGUAAAGAGUGACUUCGUCUUUGCGCAGUGAGAGGUAGAACACCUUUGAUCAACAGACACAGGACAGACCAAGGACUCUGUGACUGAGGAAACCGUGAAGUAAAGAAAGCAUUGCUUUGUGCAAGCAUCUGGUGUCUAAGCGACGUGCAGGUAACACGACUACACACCUGUGGAUACAGAGUUUGCAGAGGACUGCUCGCCAUACGGCAUGUGACAGCACAAUUACCGUGGGAUCGACUGAUUUUCUCAAGGUUGUACAGGUGGUCCCGCCGGAGAAGAUGCCCACGCUGCGGGUCUGGGUGGACGGGGAGGAGAGGACGGUGUCGGGGAUCUCCAAGCGGACGACAUGUGGGGACGUGGUGAAGGCGAUGAUGGCAGAGUACGGCCUGGUGGAGAACGGCCACUCCUACAUGUUAUUCGAAAGGUGGCGGGACUGCGAGAGAACGUUGCCCGUGGACUGCAGGAUCAUGCGCGUGUGGAAGGCGUGGGGUCCAGAGCAGGAGAACGUCAAGUUCAGUCUCAGGAAGUACAGGCCGACCAAAGCAGCCGCGUUUGAAGCUCUACACAUGAACAAGGUAAAGAGGUCACAUUCUGUGAGCAAGAAGGAAAAGCACAAGAGCCUUCGGCAUGCCCGACGGACGCACACGUCGAAGACGGCCGACGUCAGGCCGAAGGCAAGCGAACAACCCUCGGAGGGUACAGUGGAAAAGACAUUCGGAACUCUUGAAGAGUUGGUCCAGAUAGUCGUGAAGCAGCAAAACACGAUAGAAGAGCAGUUGAGGCGUAUUCAGGCCACCGAUGGUGAGAUAGAGAGGCUGGAGACCAGGAUUCACCUGGCUCGGGUAAAAUUGAAUGGGACAAAUUACGUACAGGAUACGUAUUUGGCGGGGUUGGAGGACAGUGACCUGUCAGACACUAGUAGCCAUUCGGAAAGAGCCGAGGAACUUGAAAGGCUCAUGCUGGCCUACAUACAUACGUGCGAGGAUAUAUUCCGAUUACAGGAACAUAUAUCACUCGAGGAGACCAGAAUGGAAGACUUGUCUAUGGAAAUCCAAGACGAGGUGAGCUUUCUCGAAACAAACGAGGGUGAAACGAGAGCUCUGGACUGGGGCAAGGACUCAAUGGGCCAGGACGAGCCUAAACAUACCACUGACCCGUCGGAAUGCAAGCCAGACCACUUACUUCAGGAGGUCAUCCGGCAAACGUGCACUCUAGAAUCCAAUAUCGACUUGACGCAACACCAGAGGGAAGAAAUGAGGUUCCUUGAGAGAGAGUUGUCUCUGAGAGACAAACUAAUCCGCGCCAAGCACAGUUUGGUGCAGGAAUUGUACAAAGAACUGGAAGAGUUGGAAGCAGAGGACCGCGAAACACGGGAUCACGCAGGUAAUGAAGCGCCAAAACAAGACUUGGACGCUAUUCCAGAAUCCAAAGUGUUAGACUUGGUGGAAUCAAACACUUUGAUUCCACAGCAGGGGAAAGGGGACACCUCGCCAAAGGGGUCGACUGGAAGUUACGAAAACGACUCUGACACGGGCCUAAGUUCUCUACACAGCCAGGACGAUGUGGUGACCGUUGUAGAAACGCUGGUUUGAAGACAAAACACUAUACAGGUGUCUAUCAGUGUUAUGGUACUAGUCCUCUGUAUAUAGAUAUGAUAUAUAUUAUGAUACUCUACAUGCGCAAUCAUAGCAAAUCCUAUAUGAUAAUCCCAGGAAACAAUUCCCUCAUUGGCCAGUUGGUGACUACAUUCAUAUGUACAAAUGUUCUGUAUAUACAAAAUAUCAUUGUUGUUGUUAUAGUUGUUGUUUGGAUUAAUUUGCCAGAAGACUGUCUAAACACAACCUCUACUCCAAAGAUCAGCUAAUCAUCAAUUGACGACAUCGUUUUGUCGACAUUUGUCUUAUUCGCAGUACGCUGUUUUUUGUCAAAGAUAGUUGCAAAGUAGUUCUGUACAUGUGUUGUCAUAACCAAUGGAACCUCAAUAUCUGUGUAUGGAUGGACUUAGAAGGAUAUUGUAGACCGGGGCAAAUGAGAAAAAAAAAAGGACUUUCCAAAAGAAUGUAGAUAGAAAAAUGCCCGAGCAAUAUGUUUUUUACACAGGGUCCUUCUACAAUCCGUUCUAACCCAUCCUUAUCUUUGGUGUCUUUUGAUCGCAAUGUUUCUAACUGAAGACCGCUAAUUAAUCAAAGAUUAUUUAGUCUACUACUUUCAACUACUGUUUUAUGUUUUGGCUUUAGUUUCCUGUUUAUAAGAUUGAGCGCAUUCUAGUGAAAGCUAAGCCCAUUCACCGCUGUAUAUCCAUACACGUGUAUCAAAGGCCAUGUAUUGUAUCAGUUGAUCUCCUGUCAUUCUAAAUACAUGCUUAGUCCGGUUUGAUUAAAACAAACUUGAUACUUUUA
Molecule: messenger RNA, 2654 nt
Organism: Branchiostoma floridae (Florida lancelet)
Lineage: Eukaryota; Metazoa; Chordata; Leptocardii; Amphioxiformes; Branchiostomatidae
Product: ras association domain-containing protein 10-like
Exons: 4
Coding region: 534-1847 (437 amino acids)
Biological process (GO): signal transduction
Source: RefSeq, a predicted model, not a curated record